This is a messenger RNA of Talaromyces stipitatus ATCC 10500, 2845 nucleotides long. RefSeq names its product cell cycle checkpoint protein Rad17, putative. Gene Ontology annotation, biological process: DNA damage checkpoint signaling; DNA repair; mitotic DNA replication checkpoint signaling. The coding region runs from base 1 to 2751 and encodes 916 amino acids. The record is from RefSeq and is a predicted model, not a curated record. NCBI's taxonomy places the organism in Eukaryota, Fungi, Ascomycota, Eurotiomycetes, Eurotiales, Trichocomaceae. Gene Ontology annotation, molecular function: chromatin binding. The transcript has 2 exons.
AUGGCUGCUCCUCCCGCCAAAAGGCAGCGCAAACUGGUGGUGCUCUCAUCAUCAGAUAACGAGGACUCGAUUGUACCGUCGCCAUCAGUGGAUUUGACCAGUCCCGAGAGGAAGAGUACUUCUUUGGUAUACACUUUAUCAUUCUCUAUCAGAUUUUUCCUGGCGUUUAAGCUAAUCUUUCAGACCUACUCUAGAUCAGCGGUGAAUACUAGUAUAUCAUCAUCAUGCGAGAAUCCUUCGAAGCGGUCGAAGACAACAGCAUCAACAACAACCAAAUCCAAGAUGAGUGAGAAAACCAAGUCGCGCGCGUCUUCUCGAAAACAACCGAAGGAUUCGAAAGUGCCAACUUCCCCAUCACCAAAGAAAAAGACUCGUCAACAAAGACAGCUGCCAAGUGAAUCAACACGAUCAUUGCACAAUUUCUUCCAGCCUGCAACCGAUGAACAACGAUGGUCAUUCACCAAAUCAGAUGCUGGCUUACGACAAGCAGAGGAGGCCUCCUCCUUUGCGGAAGAACUGGAGGAUGAUCUGAUUGAAGAUGACUGGCUCGAAGACGACUGGAUUGAUGGCAGUCUUGAAUCUGCGCGUUGUUUGGAUAAGCCGUCGAAUGAACUUGCAAUUCGAGAUUCGGCCAAUAAGAACAGCACGAUGGCGUCUGCAAUUUCAAAGACGGUUUCGCGUACUUCUUCGAAGCGGUUUAUACUGGAUGACGAUGAAGUCGUCAAGCGGACAGACGUAGCUUCUACGACAGAAGAGCCGGGGCGGAAGCCUUGGUCAGAUCAAUAUCCGCCCACACUCCUGGAUCAAUUGGCUGUUCACAAAAAGAAGGUGGCUGAUGUCAGACAAUGGCUUAGUAUUGCGUUGUCCGGGAGAACUAGGCAUAAAAUACUUGUACUCCACGGUCCCGCAGGAUGUGGAAAAACCGCAACUGUCUCGCUGCUUUCCGACGAGCUGAACUUCGACAUUGUCGACUGGAAAAAUCCCUUCGGCACUGAUACCGGCAAUGGCCAAUACAGUUCUCUAAGCUCUCAAUUCGACUACUUCUUGGGCCAAUUGAACAGUUUCGGUGGUCUUGAUCUGAGUGAUUCUUCGGCUCCUUCAGCAUCAAAGACCCAUAUAACUAAACAGACAUCAUCGCCGUCGGCCCAAAAAAGAGUUAUAUUGAUAGAAGAAUUUCCAGCCAAUUUAUCCUGGGGCUCUACUGCGUUGUCUUCGUUUCAGACAUCUCUCCGACGGUAUUUAGCGUCAAGCUCAUCUAAUUCAAGAAAUAUAUUCGGAAAUACACCGGACACAACGCCGCCUAUUGUCAUUAUAAUCUCAGAGACAAUGCUAGGAACGAGCGGAGCGACGUCUGAGAAUUUGACCGCGCACAGAUUACUCGGCCCAGAAGUGUAUACUCAUCCCGGCACAACAACCAUCGAAUUCAAUCCUAUAGCACCCACAUUCAUGCUGAAAGCCUUGCAACUCAUCUUAAGAAAGGAAGCCAACCAGUCGAAACGUCAGUGGAUACCGGGUAUCGAAGUCCUAAAAAAGCUGUCUGAAUUGGGGGAUAUCCGCAGCGCUAUAUCUGCACUUGAGUUCCUCUGUUUACGAAAUGACACGACCAAUCAAGGAUGGAGUGGCAGGGUUGCUUGGAAGUCGUCAAAAACUACAGCUCCACUGACUGCCAUGGAAAAAGAAUCGUUGGAGCUGAUUACGCAGCGCGAGACUAGUCUUGGUUUAUUUCAUGCUGUUGGCAAGGUGGUUUAUAAUAAGAGGGAUGAAACUAUAGACCCAGCGGAGACAGGACAAGAACUUCACGUUGCACCUCCAAGUCAUUUAAUGCAUUUAGACCGCCCGAAGGUAUCGCAGGUAUCUGUUGAGGAUAUGAUGGACAAGACUGGGACAGAUGUUCACAUUUUCACUGCCGCUUUACAUGAGAAUUACCCUCCAUCAUGCGAUGGGCCGACAUUUACAGAGACACUGGAAGGAUGCAUCGAGCAUCUAUCAGAUAGUGAUAUCCUGGGCUCGGAAACUCGAUCAUUCUUAUACAACAGCAGGAAUGGAAUUGGAACCGCGCGCGGUCGAUUCCUAGGCUACGGCAUAAGUGUUGACCGAUUACGACAGGACGAAAUCAGUUUCCAUGUUGCGGUGCGCGGAAUGUUGUUUUCUUUGCCGUACCCUGUGCGGAGGAAAGUCGAUCAGUCUUCUUUCUUGGCAUCAUCGACUAAGGGCAAGCGCGUUGGCCCGUACAAACUCUACUAUCCGACUUCGCAACGACUAUGGAAGAAUAUUGAGGAAGUUGAUGGGUUGGUGAAUCUGUGGGAGAGACAGCUCUUGCUAGACCCAUCUGGUAUCAGGCACCCAGGCCAACACAGCGUUGCCGCUGUCCGUGACGGAGGUGUUGCGUCCUGGAAGGCGAAUGCGAUGAAUUCGAAUCUAUCGUUGAACACAAAUUCCAAACAACAAGACAAUGACUCGCAGCAGAUGCCUUUCAUGAUGUCUCGUGAAGACAUGCUUCUUUACUAUUUGCCGUAUCUGUCCAAAAUCAUGGCUAAUAAUCAUGUGAGUUCUCCCCGCGGGUUGGAUCGAAUCACGCAAUUCAAAGGCAUCCAUCCUCCCGCGGAAGAGGACUUUUUAGAGGAUGAUGCACAGGAAGAAAUCGAGGGUACGAAUAGCCACCGACCUGGGAUCCGGCGCUUGGACACGCACGAUGUUGUAGAGAAAAAGGAGGACCAAUUGUUUUUAAGCGACGAUGACAUUGAGGACUAAUUUAUGACUUGAUUUAUUUCGGGAGGUUGUAUGAUGACUGCAUAGCCGGAGUUGGAUAUUGAAUUUAUAUAUUGUAUCUUGAUGCCGUAAAAGU